Molecule: messenger RNA, 5864 nt
Organism: Parus major (Great Tit)
Lineage: Eukaryota; Metazoa; Chordata; Aves; Passeriformes; Paridae
Gene: TRARG1
Product: trafficking regulator of GLUT4 (SLC2A4) 1
Exons: 3
Coding region: 78-608 (176 amino acids)
Cellular component (GO): membrane
Source: RefSeq, a predicted model, not a curated record
CGGCCUCCCGCGGGGCGGCGGGCCCCGAGCGCAGAGCGGCGGCGGCGGGGCGCUGCCGGAGCCCGCUCCGCCGGGCCAUGGCCAGCACCGGCUCCGCGCCCGGGGGCGCCGGCCCGGGCUCGGGCACGGCGCUGCCCACCCGCUUCCAGGAGACAGAGAAGCUGCUGUCGGCGACAGAGGGCCGGGAGGAGAAGGGCCUCCGCGGCUCCAAAUCCUUCACGGCAGCCUUGCCCGGCGAGACGGAGCGCAACGGGCACGGGCUCGGCUACAAGUCGGUGUCGGUCGGGCACCUGGAGGCGCCGCCGCUGUCGCCGUCCCGGCUGAGCCUGGGCAGAGCCUCGUCCACGGCCACCAGCACGGCGGCCCCGGAGCAGGGCCGCCCGCGGGACUACCUGGUGCUCGCCAUCUUCUCCUGCUUCUGCCCCGUCUGGCCCAUCAACAUCGUGGGCCUCGUUUUCUCCAUCAUGUCGAGGAACAGUGGCCAGCAAGGGGACACAGAUGGUGCCCGGCGGCUCGGACGCAUGGCCAGGCUGCUCAGCAUCGUCUCCAUUGUGCUGGGGACCAUCAUCAUCGUGCUCUACAUUUCACUCAGCGUCAGAGGUUCCUAGAAGAUGUUUCAGCAUGCAAAUACCUUGAAGAGGAGGAAGACAACUUUCCUUUUGGGGUUUUUACUUUCAGCCUUGCAACAAAACAAAAAAUUGUCACAGUGUAGGUGGGCAGCCCUAGACAGUCUGCUCUGGAGCGCCGUCGGAAGGAACGCAUGCUUCAAUUCACCGCCUCUUGGGAAUGAGCCUGUGCGAGGGAUGGGAUAAAAAUCACCCUGAGUAGGAAUGGGAGAGGCCACGUGGAGAGGAGAAAGGGGAAAUCCACUACCUCAUUCCCCUCCAGCAGAACUCAUGGAGUGGGGAGACAACUAAAGUGCAAGAGGAGGAGAGAGUCUCCAGAAUGAAGCUGGUUUUGGAAGGAAAAUACAAGGCAAGAACGGGAUGUUUUGAGGAGUCCUCCUGAGAAUUUUGGCACAAGUCACUGGAUUUUUUGGGGGGUUGUUGGUUUUUAAAUCGUCAAAUUCUCUGUCUCUACAAAAACAAAACAAAACAAAAACAACGAAACAAAGCUCAAACUGCCAUCAGGAGCUGAGAGCUGUUGCACAGAGGAGGAGGGAGUGCAGAGCUGCAGCAGGACCAUGGCUCUGCUCCGAACGAAACGCAGCUGCCAAAGCUGGAGGAUGUGGUGGGUGCUUUUGUAUUUUUGAUGAAAAAAAAAAGAAAAAAAAAAAAAGAAAAAAAAAAAGAGACAAUGACCAUUUGCAUGCCUUUGGGAAUGUUCUCCAUGUCUGCUCCUACAAGCUCUUUUAUCACUUAGGGCAGAUGUCAGAGCUGGCAGAGCAGGAUGUUGCUGCAUGAGAACCCCAGGCUCCUCCUCACCCCCAUCCCAUGGUGGGCUUUUUAAUGGAAGGCAAAAUCAGGCGUUCCCUGUGAACCCACACAUUUCUCUGUGCACCCAAAGGGAGCUUAGCACCCCUGGCACCGAGACAAGAGCCUGGUUAAUGCCCAGCAGCAGCACCACGGCACAGAGAGCCUGUUCUACCCAUGCACACCCCGAUGCCACGGCACGUCUGUCCUGCAGAGGCUCAGCAUGAUCCAGCCCCCACCACUGCCAGUGCUCAUCCCCCCAACCCUCUGGGGCUUCGACUUAGGGCCUUGCAGGAGAUUUUUCAGGGGCAUGAAGGAGUUUUAGAUUCCUGCUCCUCUCCUUGCAUCCCUCACACAGCUCUUCUGCAGCUCUGGAAAUCUCCGGCGUCCCCGGAGCUGCCUGAGGUCAGUUCCACAAGUCCUAUUAUUUUUUAAUGUUUUGUAUUUAACAUAACAAGAAAACAGACUCUGCUCCUCCCACUAUGUCUGUAGGUACCACAGGACCUGCCAUGUCUUCCACACCAUCCCCAUGGGACCCACUCCCCACACGCUCUCUCGAGGCUCCAUCCAGCCCCAGCCCUUCUCCUCCCUGCUCACCCCUCAUUGCUGCGGGCACUUCUCGGGGUUGGCCCUCUACCCACUCACCCAGACUAUGCAAAGCUCCAUGGCCUGUUGUUUUAGUCAGGCUUUGUGACUUCUGGCCACAUCCAUUGGCUCCCUGAGUCUCUUUGAUCCAAACUUUGGGGACACACCACCUAGAGCUGCACUGCCCGGCCUUUCUGUUGUCUCCAGCUGACAACCUGCGACAUAAAAGCAUGGACUGACUGAGAAAUGUUGUCCUUCAGGGCACUUCUGCUCCCUAACAUCCAUCUCCUGAAAAACAUCCCCAAUUUACACCAAAUUCAAUGCUUCCCAGGGCUUGUCUACAUGGAGAAUCCACCAAAAGAAACUUCACAACAUGGUAAUUGCUUGGCACUAACUCCUUCCCUGGGCUCUAAAUGGGCACAUGGGUUAGCACAGGGUAGGGGUGAGGUGUAAGUCCUCGCUGUAGUUACUCUGUAGUAAUUAAUGAGCAAAGCCACAGGCAUCUCUGUGAAAAUUCUCCUGUCACCUUUUGAUUGCUCCUCUUUCAAGUGGUUUUUUUUCUUCUAGAUGUUGUUUGAAUCUAGGGGGUGACAAAGCCAAAUCCCCCAGGUACACUGUCAAUAUUUUUCUCUCCAUUGGAAGGGAUUCCAGGGACUCACAGCAAGAGCACAUCACUACAGCACUUUCUUGGGCUCCAUUCCCACCCAGCUCUUUGUCAGCAGUCCAUCACCACUGCUGGUGUCCAAAAUGGACCAAAUCUGCAACUUUUCUUUUGCAAUUUAUCUUUUGUGAGUUCAGCAAACAGGGACUGCUGAAUAUUGCUGGGUGGGAGCUCCCUCCUCCAUCCUCUGUCCAGGCACUGCAUCUUUUCCUCCUGAGCCCUUCAGAACCCCUCCCUUGGAUGUUCAAACUUUAAUCUUAUGGCUAUUGAAAUCCCAUCAAAACCCCAAAAUGUUUCCUUCUUUAACUCUUGGACCCAACAGCUGCUUGCUGGGGAACACAUGGGGUGUUUUUUGGAGCUACAAAAGGGCAGUGCUGUCUGUCCCUGCAUCUCCUGCCCUUUGCCCUUGGAGCUGCUGGAAUUCAGUUGAUGGGAAGAGCCCAGAAAACUCCUCCUUGGGCAGGAAGGGCCCUUUUUCAGGGAAAAGUGCUGGAGGGAGUUAUAGGACUUGAGAGCAUUUAAGUAAGAAUUUAAAUGCUCUUUUAUCAUUAUAUAAAGCCUUUCAUCUAAAGUGCUUCUCUGCAUCCAAAGGAUUAAACCCUGCCACCCCCCACGAGGUGGGUUCACAUUACUGCUCUAAUUGCAGGGAUGGCAAAUGCUCAGGCACUGAGCAGUUCCCAAAUCAACCCCCUUUUCUUCCUCCUCCUUACCAGAAUCAUGUAUCAGCACAGAUUUCCUUGGAAUCUGUUUUUUUUUUCAGUGGGAUUAGACAAACUAUACCCCACUGUGGUUCCAAAUGGGAUUCCUGCAGCCAGAGGAAGGUGAGGCAGCUGCAGUGGUCCUUGCCAGGAGAAGUCCCAGGCCAGGGCAGCACAAAGCAGUGGAUUCCCCUGGAUGCAGGAUUCCCCUGGAUGCAGGAGAAGGCAGAAGAUUCCCCCAAAAUCACCAGGGUGAUGAUUUGUUUGUGCCUCCUGUCUCAUUGGACAGCCCAGGUGAUGCUUCUCACCUCACUAUUAUUAUGUAUAAUAACAAAAGAGAAGAACUAAGACACUUGAAUCCCUUUCAUUCUAAAAUCUUCCUGAAUAGAUACAAUUGUACUGCAGCCUUGAACUCAGCUUUUUUUCCUUAUCCUGCAUUUAAAUCCAGAGGAAAGCCUCUACAGUUAUCCCUGAUCUGCUUGUAACCUGCCUCUCCAGUGCUGGAGAGAUAAACUCUCCAGGGACAUCCAGAAGGUCCCUUCUCCCUGCUCCCCUAUCAACUUCUCCAUACAUUUUGCAGCCUGUUUUGCAAAGUUUUUGCCACUUUGCUUUCCCCAUCCCCCCCAGUUUUAUCCCAGCUCAGCUCCCUCUUUGGCUUUUUUUGGGUGGAAUUUGCUCAUAUUUGUGAAGGAAGAGGUUGCAGGGCCCCCAGCCCUCGGCACACACCUCAUCUGUGCUGUGUUACAGGGGGGUUGAUGAUGGCAGAACUUCAUCCUGAGGCCACCAGGCACAGUCACCCCUUUGACUAAAUCCACCCAGAACUCGGCUUUUAGCACACAGGGGGGAAACCACAAAAACUGUGCCAUGAGCCUUAUCCUCUCCAGCCCCACCAGCAGCCCUGUUUCCUAUCCCCCAGCCCUUUGCCACCUGCUGCAGCCUCCUCUGAGCACUCAUGUCAGAAUUCUCUGUGUUUGCAACCAAAACAGUCAUGAAAUCCUCAGGCUCUGGCCACCUUCUCCCCCCUGGUGAAGGAAAGGUGAGAGCAGGGUGACAAUCCAGCCCUACCUGACAGGGGAGCUGAGCUGGUAGGAGGGGAGCUCGCUGAAGGGAUGGAGAAGGUGGGAAAUGUCUGUAAAUGUAAACUGGAGUAGGAGUUUCCAUGGACAAGAGUGAGGUCCUGGUGGGAUGUAAAUACACCAGGAUGGGAAGGAGCCUCUGAGCAGAGCAUCGGGGCUGGUGGCACCUCCCUGGCACUGCUGUCCCUGGGCAGAACUGGGCUCUGUGGGGUGGCACAGAAGGGCUGCUGGCUGCAUCAAGGCUGGAUUGAAGCUUUAAGCUGAACCAGCAACAAUCUUGGCUUGGUUUUGUAGCAGCUCCUGGUGGGAUGCAGUGGCUGAGGGUGAGGAAAGGUCUGGCCCAAGUCAGUGGAUCUCAGCACCACACUGGGUGCUGCCUGCAGGCUCCAGGGGGAUCUGAGCACCAGCAGAGGAAAGAAAGCCACCAAAGGAUUUCCAAGUUUGCUGUGUUAAGGAUGGCUUUGCUUUUUCUGGCUGUUUUUUCACCCUGUUCCAGUUUAUUCCUCUCUUUGCUGGUUUUGCCACUCUGUUCCUCAGCAUUCCCACCCCCAGAGCAUCCCUGAGGACCACAGCUCCUUCCUCCCAUCCUCUGCCUCUCCUUUAACCCAAACAGGUCUUGCUGCAACGAGAUCUCAUCUCUGGGCUCUGCUGGAAGGGUUAGAGAGGGCAGGGAACCUCUGACCCAGCUGCAGCAGGAGGUACCUCACCUUCCCCACACAGAUUUCUCCAUGUAGACAAGAGGAGCAGAUCCUGCCUUUUAAAUAGAAUGGAAUCUCCCUUUCCCUUUGCUCUGAGCCCAGGGAGAGGCUGCAGAAAGGCACCCAUCGGGCUGGCCCCACCCUUGGCCUGUCACUUGGUUACUCUCACACAACCACAGCCCGGCUUGCACUGUCAAGCUGAAAUAAUUCAGAUUUAAGCUCGUUUUCCUUUCAGUAUACAGCCUUUAGUUUUGGCAAAAACCAGUUAGGUUUGGGCUGAAAAACUCCCCUGCUUGGGCACAAGCCAAGGGGGUGUGUGUGUGGGAAAGCAGCCUUUUCAAAGUGGGAAUAUUUGUAAAGCAUUUGCUGACACCAGUAGGUAGCAAAAUUCCAACCUAUCCAGGAUUCUACCCACCCAGGAUAAGAAACACCAGAAAGGGAACGUGUGCAGGAUUCACCAAGGCAACUCUGACAGCCCUUGGGAGCCCUUGUUAGAAGGUGCCAGGACUUGAUCCUUGGCAUGGAUCCAUGGCAGGGUCCAUCCCCUCCACUGGGAGAGCCACAGCUCACACACAGCAUGAACACACCAGGAAUUGCAGCUGGGUGCUUCUCUUUGCUGACAAAUGUUUCUUUUUCUGCAGGAUGGUAUGGUAUAUCUUAUAUACUUUCUUUGUAUUUCUUGGCAUGAGAAAAAAAAAAAUAAUUAAAAUGUAACAUGCAUGGUCAAAGCUGAA